This is a messenger RNA of Athalia rosae (coleseed sawfly), 4081 nucleotides long. RefSeq names its product poly [ADP-ribose] polymerase (gene Parp1). Gene Ontology annotation, cellular component: nucleus. Bases 474 to 3443 code for a protein of 989 amino acids. The record is from RefSeq and is a predicted model, not a curated record. The transcript is spliced from 3 exons. Gene Ontology annotation, molecular function: DNA binding; NAD+ poly-ADP-ribosyltransferase activity; zinc ion binding. Lineage: Eukaryota; Metazoa; Arthropoda; Insecta; Hymenoptera; Athaliidae.
AUGAAGGAGAUUCCCGCCGAGUCGAGGGCCUUAGAAGUUUGAAAAAGUGGCGCUCUUUCUGAUUUCUCACCCUCGUACCCUCGGACUUUUGUUUUUUAUAAAGUCAGUUGCAUAAUUUGUCAUAAGUGGCAGCACCUUGCAGCAUUAAACAAACUCGACUGCAUAAAAAAUUAUGAACCGAUGCGUCAGAUGACGCCGCGUGGCAGUGAUAGAGAUCCUUUCUCUAGCGAUGAUCACUGAAGUUUCUAUUCGUACCUACCUAAAUUCUAAAUCGCGCUGGCAUUUUUUCGAACCAGUUUGAAGCCGAUUCAAACGAUACGUUGAACGGUGGCGUAGUUCAGGACUUUGAUUUUACAUUUCGCAGCGAUUCCAAAAGAAAAUUGGGCUGACGCAGGUAGAAAAAAAGUGGUUAAUUUGGAAAAAACCGAGUCUCUGAAUCCUCAAAUAUUAUUUGAACGAAAGGUUUCAUUACAAUGGGUGAUACGGAUUUGCCGUAUUGCGUCGAGUACGCAAAAAGUGGUCGGGCUAGUUGCAAAGGGUGCUCGAAGGUUAUCACCAAAGAUGAUUUGCGAAUAGCUGCUAUGGUCCAGAAUCCUUUUCAUGAUGGUAAAAUGCCAAAAUGGUAUCACUCCGAAUGUUUUUUUGAUAAGCAACGCCCCAAAACUACUGCUGAUAUUGCUCACUUUGAUAGCAUUAGAUGGGAGGAUCAGGGAAAAAUCAAAACAAUGCUUGAGGCUUCCGCGGGUAAGGAGCUUCCUGUGGGUAAAAAGGGCCGAAAAAGAGCAGGUGGCAGUGCUGCCGGAACUUUUCAGGACUUCACCGUUGAAUAUGCUAAGUCAAAUCGAUCAACUUGUCGAGGUUGUGAAGAAAUAAUCAUCAAAGGUGAGGUGCGGAUAUCAAAGAAGGAUUGGGAAAGUGAAAAUGCAAGAUCAUAUGGAGGGCAGGAUCGAUGGCAUCACAUCGACUGCUUUGUGAAGUUAAGGGCUGAGCUAGGUUUUUUUGAAGCUGCUAACAUGCUUCCUGGUUUUGAUAAAUUAACUAAAGAAGAUAAAAGUAGAUUGAAGAGUAAACUGCCUAAAACUGAUCAGAUUGAGAUUCCACAAAUAAAAAAACUUAAAGCGGAACCUGAGGAUGCCAAAGAAGAACAACAACUGAGAGCAGAAAAUGAACAGAUUUUCAAAAUGAGAGACCAACUGUCUACAUUGCAUAAAAAAGAUCUUAUCUCUUUGUUGGAAGAGAAUCAUCAAAAAGUUCCUGAGGGUGUUUCAAGUAUUUUGGAUGCCCUCUCUGAUGCUAUGGUUUUUGGGUACCUUAAACCUUGUGAAAAAUGUAAAGGGCAACUAAGAUACAAAUCCGGACUUGGUUAUCGUUGUACCGGUGAUAUUACAGAAUGGGUAAAAUGUGAACAAGUUGCGCAGAAUCCCAAACGAGCAAAAUUCAAAGUACCAACUGAACUUACAGAAAAGUAUCCUUUCCUUGCAAGUUACAAGUGCAAAGUAAAAAAGAGAACAAUUAAAAUUACUGCACCUACGACAUCGUCUGCAGUGAAAAAAGAAGACGAAACUGACAGUGGGCCAAAAGUUCAGGCUCAACCAAAACCUCUCAAAAACAUGGAAUUUCUUAUUUUGGGAAAGACCCAAAAGGACAAGGAGGAGUUGAAGAAGGAAAUACUUUUGCUUGGCGGUAAGGUGGUCACGAAAGUUCAUGCGAAUUUAGCCGCUUGUAUAUCAAAUCCAGAUGAGGUUGAAAAAAUGAAUAAGCGAAUGCAAGAAAUUGAGGCACUUGAUAUACAAGUAGUCUCGGAAGAUUUUGUUGAAGAGGCCAAGGAGUUUGAUAAAGUGGCUGUAAUGCUCAUCAAUAAAAAAAAUAUAUGCAGUUGGGGUGGUGAUCCGAGUUUGCGAAUCGCGGUGACUGACCAAAAAUCCAAAUCCAGAGGGAAGAGUCAAUACGAAAAAUCUGCUUCUGGGACAGUAAAAUUACGUGUGAAAGGUGGUGGGGCUGUCGAUCCAGAUAGCGGGCUGGAAGACAGGGCUCAUAUUUACUCAAAGGGUAAAGAUAAAUAUACAGCCACACUGGGAUUGACAGAUAUACAAUCGAAAAAGAAUAGCUACUACAAGUUGCAAAUACUGAAGGACGAUAAACAAAACAAAUAUUGGUUGUUCCGUAGCUGGGGAAGAAUCGGCACUUCGAUUGGAGGUAACAAACUUGAAAGCUUACAAUUGGAUGAGUGUUUGAACCAGUUUGAAAAUUUAUAUGAAGAAAAGUCAGGUAAUACCUGGAGUACUCGCCAUAACUUUGUCAAAGUUCCAAAGAAGAUGUACCCAAUCGAUGUAGACUAUGGCGAAGAUGAUGAUCAGACGAAAAAAUUAUUGGAGUCUGAUAUAAAGAGUAAUCUUAAAAAACCUCUGCAAGAUCUAAUCAAACUCAUUUUUGAUGUUGAUACAAUGAAAAAAGUUAUGCUGGAGUUCGAAAUAGACUUGGCCAAGAUGCCUUUGGGUAAAUUAUCACGAAAGCAAAUCGACAGUGCUUACAAGGUGCUCAGUGAAUUACAGGUAUAUUUAAAAACAGGCAAGAACGAGCGUUCGAAAUUAGUAGAUGCCUCCAACAGAUUUUACACUCUGGUACCACAUGAUUUCGGUGUAUCAGAUCCUGUAAUUUUGGAAACUGAAGAGCAGAUCAAAUCCAAAUCAGAAAUGCUUGGCUCACUACUUGAGAUGGAAAUUGCGUACAGUUUGCUGAAUGCAAAAACAGAUGAAUCUAAGAAUCCUCUUGAUGCCCAUUACGAGCAGCUGAAUGCAGAGAUUGAUGUUCUCGACCGGAACACAGAGGAAUUUGUGCUGAUUGAACGCUAUGUGAAGAAUACUCAUGCAGCCACUCAUGGUCACUAUGAACUUGAGAUUGAAGAAGUAUUCUUGGUUAAACGCCGAGGUGAGGAUAAGCGCUACAAGCCAUUCAAAAAGCUGCCCAAUCGAAAGCUCUUGUGGCACGGAUCGAGGACCACCAAUUAUGCCGGCAUUCUAUCUCAAGGUCUGAGAAUCGCUCCUCCCGAAGCACCUGUGACUGGGUACAUGUUUGGAAAAGGUAUAUAUUUUGCAGAUAUGGUUUCAAAAUCUGCCAACUACUGUUGCACCAACAGACAAAACCCAACUGGUUUGUUACUACUGUGUGAAGUUGCUCUGGGUAAUAUGUACGAACGUCAUCGAGCGGAUUAUAUUGAAAAAUUACCAAAGGGUAAACAUUCCACCCUUGGUUUGGGUCAGACUCAACCAAACCCCGCGGAAUCCCAUGAAACAAAAGAUGGAGUUCAUAUACCUCUUGGAAGCGGAGUACCCGCUAAUCUUAGCAAGCCAUCUGCGCUUUUGUACAACGAAUAUAUUGUCUAUGACGUCGCUCAAGUCCAGGUACAAUAUUUGGUCAGAACCACCUUCAAGUACAAGCAAUAAGCAUUAUUUUCAAUUUUGAGCUACCGCUUUUAUACAAAGAGCCAGAAAUGCUCAUACUUUUUUCCAUUUCUGAAACAUCCAGGGAAAACAAUACUCCCUAAUGAAAGUUAGGGUUUUAAUCAUACCUAGACUUAUAGCGAGUUCUCUCGCGAGUCCUGCACUAUGUUACUAUUCUAUUUGUAUGUAGAUGAUAAGCUAAUUGUAUUCCAAGUUUGUUACCGUAAAUUCGUGGAGAAAAAAUGAUUAUCGAAAAUUUUGAGAGUAUGUAUUGCCAUAUUUUGAUACACAAUGUUGAAGUAAACAUUGAACACUUUAUUAUUGGGGCUCAAAGAAUUUGCUGUAUGCGAAGUAGUGUCUGUCUAGUUUAUGUCAGAGUUGAAACGAUAUUGUAAGAUACAGUUUCAUAUUCUCUACCUCAUAGAAAUAUGUUCCAGUGAUAAUUACAGUUACUUUUUUUUUACCAAAAGCUUGUUUCUACUCAUUGUAUGUUUGAGAUGCGUAUUGAAUAAUUACUAUUCUCCAACAUAGAUGAGGUUGGUCAUUAAGGAAUACCGACAUUUAUGGUGUGACAUCUUUUUAUUUGAUAUAUUCGGUACAAUACACAUAAAAAUUAUUUAGUAUUCAAAAUGGAAAUCAAA